AUGAGCUCUGAGUUCCAGGCCAUGCCGAAAGCCCGGUGUGUGUCAUGCCAGGAGUAUGUGCCUCCUGUAGCCCUCGGUCUCCAUGUCAAGACAUGUAUCCAGUCUAAAGUCAAGGUUGAGACCCACAGUGAUGAUGACACUAUCAACUUGGAUGACGAAGUGGCAUCUGAUGAUGUGCAGCCAUCACAUUUGGAGAGUAAGGUUGCUUGUCCAUUGUGCAGUCAACUAUUUACAAAAGACGACAUCCAUGUGCAUGCAAGUGUCUGCGGGGAGAGCAACACAAAUGAGGAAGAUGCAGAUAUUAGUGAGGACACCGAUGAGCACUUCGGAAGCGUAUCAGACAUCCUGAUGUCACUUGAAAAGAAAGUUGACACAUCCCGGUCAUUCAACAUCAAUGUGACAAGAGAGGACCUGUUUCAAAGGGGGCUGAAACAGUGGGCCAGGCAAAAACAGGCCUCCCCAAAGAAUCUCCUCAGGGUCUCCUUCAUUGGAGAAAAUGGAAUAGACCAAGGCGCUCUUCGUAAAGAGUUCCUCACCGAAAUGGUGUGUGAAGCACGUUUUUUUGAAGGAGAUGGGGAAAGGGGGAAAAACCCUAAAUACAGUAUCUGUGACUACCAGGACAACAGUUUCAAGACUUGUGGGGAGAUUUUUGCCACAAGUUUGGUGCAGGGGGGUCCUGCACCAAACUUCCUUACAAGAUGGUGCUACCAUUUCUUGUGCCAUGGGGAGAUGGACAAGGAUGUUGGUGUACUCGAAGUCACUGAUCAGGAUAUUAAAAAUCUGAUGACAGAGGUGGAAAAUGCAGAAGGUGGAGAAAGGCUGAUAGACUUAUCAGAUGCGAUUGUGACAUGUGGCUACACUGGGCUAAUAAAUGUUGACCAAAAAAAGGCCAUCACAGAUGCCAUCGCUUUGCAUGCACUGGUGAGGCUGAUCCCGAUCUUGAACCAGCUGCGUGAGGGAUUGAGGCUCUACGGAUUAGAUGAGGUGUUAGCACAGCACACCCAGAUGUGCCAGCAGCUCUUUUGUCCCCGGCCACUUACAGGAAAAGCAGACAGCCAAGAAGAGGGCAGCCCUGAAGGUCAAAGUCACGCGGCAGCUGUGAACGGAACAAAUGGUGGGGGGAGCCUGUCAUUCGGAGCUUCCUUCAGUGGGUCACAGGUCAGGCACGUGUUCCACUGA
This is a messenger RNA of Perca fluviatilis (European perch), 1179 nucleotides long. Its product is annotated as G2/M phase-specific E3 ubiquitin-protein ligase-like. The record is from RefSeq and is a predicted model, not a curated record. The coding region runs from base 1 to 1179 and encodes 392 amino acids. Lineage: Eukaryota; Metazoa; Chordata; Actinopteri; Perciformes; Percidae. Gene Ontology annotation, molecular function: ubiquitin-protein transferase activity. The transcript is spliced from 12 exons.